Messenger RNA from Monopterus albus (swamp eel), 1403 nucleotides. RefSeq names its product protocadherin-9-like. Lineage: Eukaryota; Metazoa; Chordata; Actinopteri; Synbranchiformes; Synbranchidae. Bases 47 to 622 code for a protein of 191 amino acids. The transcript is spliced from 2 exons. The record is from RefSeq and is a predicted model, not a curated record.
GGAGAGCUGCUCUGACAGCGGGCUGGGAGACCCGGAGCCUAGCAGCAUGGCCAGCACCACCCAGCCUAUUCCCCUCAGCUUCCCUCAGGAGGAGUACUACGAGCAAACAUCACCUAAUAGCCGCACGGAAGGAGAUGGAAACUCAGAUCCAGAAUCCACCAUUGAGGUGAACCUGCAGAAAGCCUUGGCCGAGGCCUCUGAGACCUGUACCCAGGAGUGUCUGAUACUGGGCCACUCCGACAGCUGCUGGAUGCCCCCAGCCCUGGCCCAGUUCCAGGGUCCUGGCAGCAACAGCCCCACCUCCACCCCGACCACCACUGCCAUCAUUGGUACCCUCCCCUCUUUUGGCUUUCAGCAGAGCUGUGCCCAGGGAGCCAAAGCUAACAUGGGCAGCCUGGGGGUCAUGGAUGGCCGCCAUACCCUGAGCAGGUCUGUGCCCAAAAAAGAUGAACUGGACAAAGGGAUCAACCGGCCACAGUUCUACAACACCCUGGACAGACACUGCAGUAGUAAGAAGGAGGACCCGGUCAAAGUUAUCCCGCUGGAGAGCUUCUCUUCUCCCGGGCAGCAGAUGCCCACUGGCGGGGGCAGCAGCUCUUUCUUACACGAGCACCAGUUGUAAGAGUAAAAGACAGAUCUUCACUGACCUGACAAACAUGUGACUCCAUCCACAGACAACUUUUUGUCAGUGAGUUUAUGAUUAGUAUGGAUGCGUACGUGUGGAGGUAUUCAUAAUUUGAAUAAUUCUGACCAGCUCCAGGUCAGUUUUACUAAUGAAGACAUCUGAGAAUUCAAUCAUGAUUGUGAUGUUCAGACAAAAUCAUAUGGAAUUAGUCUGACAGCUUAAGCAUUUGAAACAAAAUGCAAGUCUUAACAUAGCAGAUCCAUGUACAUUAAAGGGUAGUUAUAUGCCAAAGUAGUUCCAUCACAGAAACAAAAUAAUAAUUAUUAUUGCUUUCAGUUUGGUGAUGUUUGCUUAGUGAUACAAAAGGCAGUGUACCAGCUUUACGCUGGGCCCAGCUUGGGGAAACGGCAUUUUAAAAGACUAUUUCCUCAUGCAGAAACAAAUGCAAAAACAGUACUUUGUGUUGAGUGAGCUAAAUGAGGCUAAAUGUUAGUUAUGAGCUCUGGGUAGAUGCUGAUUCUGUUCAAGUUCUAGUGAAGUAUUGCUCUGUAUAACAUGCAGCACAAACUCCUUUGGUGGUGGAAGAUGUUCCUUUUGUCUUGCCUGAAUGUGUUUCUGAAGUCUAUUUUGGUCAGGGGACUGCAGAAGGAUAAAAAAAAAAAGUCUACAAAGCAUAACUAGGCCAAUGGUAGACAGCGCCGGUAGUCUUUUGCAUUCUACAUUUUCACUGUGGACAAGUACACAAAAUAUAACAAAAAAAAAAAAAACAACAACAAAA